This is a messenger RNA of Cladocopium goreaui, 1242 nucleotides long. Lineage: Eukaryota; Dinophyceae; Suessiales; Symbiodiniaceae. The record is from the annotation of a GenBank genome assembly.
AUGGCACCACUUGGACUCGGUGGACUCGGUGGACUCCUUCUGAACCUGGCGAGUGGAACUCCAUGCGCUGGCGAUGGCCAUGCUGGUGGUCACAACAGCUGUGACAGCUGCGACAACGACAUCUCAUUCUUGCAAGCUGAGCUUCGCUUUGCAACUCGGGCAGGACGAGCACCUCCAGCACCUCUGCUGAAACCCAUUGGUCGUAGUUUCUUCUCUGAGGAUCCAGCGAACUCUGCAAAGUGGUGGCUCCGUUACAGCAGCUCAGAGCAGCUACCUCCAGAGAAGAUGAUGACUGUUGGUUUGGACCAAAGUUCCGAGAGUGCAGCAGUUAUGGUGAAAUCGAAGGGAGAAGAGGUGGAGAAACUUUAUUUUCUCAAUGUCAACGACUGGAAAAGCCCUUCGAACCUCACCAUGAAGGAUUUUGUCCAAGCUGCAAAAUUGUCCUGGGGGUCUGUGAUGAAGCGAGAACAGCUCUACAGCCCGUGGACUGACUUUCACGAUGGCCACAUCGUGGAAACUUUGAGGUUUGAUCAGGUUGAGAUGGACAUGCAACCCUUCCAGUUGUAUGAGACUGGUGUCGUUCAAAGGGCGUAUAUCCCAAAUACAACAUGGACCAUGGAAUGGCGUACAGAUCCUGACUCUGAUCGAGUGUUUCCAUCUUCUGCUGAGUAUGCAGAGCUGGUUAUGUUCAAAAACCCAGACAAAUGCCGUAACCAUUGGAACGACGAAUUUCCAGAGAGAGCCUACUGGAAGAGUACCUUUCCUGUUCUGAAUGCUUCAGCUGCGAAAGAGUUUGCUUUGGAUGUUUUGCAUGCGAAACCACUUGAGAAAGAGAAUCCCUAUCCAUGGCCGAGACAACCGGGCUGCAUUGCUGUGCAGUGGGCCAGCUUGCCGCAAGCUGCAGGGGAACCCUUUCAACUGCAUUUUGUGGAGGAUUUCGUUUACGACACGGUCCUUCACAGCAUCCCUGAAUUUCUCCAGUACCAGCAGGAUUUUUUGCAGACAGAUGUAUCAAAAGGAUGUAUCAACAGCUUCAUGCUGAACAAUCUCAUUUUGGAGACAGAAUCACUUGAUCCGUUUGCCCGGCGUUUGGAUGAACUGUCGGUCCCCUACUUUGUGUUUGCCAUUGAAGACAGGUAUGCUCUGCUUUUCUCAUUUCCUGGAAACGAGGGAGUAACUUUACAGCUUCAAAGUCCUCAUUUGAGCUAUGUGGCACCGCGACCGGUGGAGUUCUGCAAGUAG